Messenger RNA from Pieris brassicae (large cabbage white), 876 nucleotides. RefSeq lists its product as uncharacterized. NCBI's taxonomy places the organism in Eukaryota, Metazoa, Arthropoda, Insecta, Lepidoptera, Pieridae. Bases 1 to 636 code for a protein of 211 amino acids. The transcript has a single exon. The record is from RefSeq and is a predicted model, not a curated record.
AUGUGGUUUCGAUGCUAUCACAGUAAUAUGUACCCUAUUAAAACAAUUCUGCAUUUGGAUAAUGGUAAUGAAGUGUUGGAUACUAUAGACCACAUUCAAGAACCAAAUGCUCAUAGCACUCUAUUGGAGUCAGCUCAUCCUAGUAGAAAUGUAUCAUUGUCUGCAUCUCAUAAAACUUGCCCAUCCGGUGAAUGUUCUAAUAAUAUUGGAGAUAUUAGUCAUUUACCACGCACCCCUCCUGUACCAGGGACUUAUACAAUCCCAUCUUUAAUAAAUAAGUCUGUUGGAACCAAUGAUGAAACUGAGAAUAUAUUUGGGAUGAUAAAACUUAGUGCCAGUGAUGUUUGCUAUACUAAUGGAACUAUAGAGUGGGUUGGAAGGAAGAGAAGUUAUCCAAUUAAUAGUGGAUUUAAAAUUCUUAAAGAUAACAAAAUUUUUCAUGAUGAGCCUGUCUUGAAAAAAGUAAGAAAAAUUAAUAGGACCUUUACAAUUGAAAAGUUUAAAGAAUGUGACUGUGCUGAUGUGUUACCAACUGUAAAUGCUAUUGUUGACCAUCUCAAUGCACUUCAUGAAGCAGUUGAUAUAGUAGAUCUGAGAUUAAAUACUCUUGAAGAUGUUAUUGGCAGGAAUGAAUAAUCUUAUAAUUAAUAUAGAAAUUUAUUGAUGUAAAUAUUUAAAAGACUAUUGUGUGUAUUUACUUAAUAUAAACUUGUCUAAAAGACAAUAUUCAAUUUAAAAAAUUUAAAUAACAGCCUUAUUACAGUUGCCUUUGAUUAAUAUGUGAUUAUCGUUGCAUUUAAAGAAACCACCAGAAGAGUAUUUCAUUCUUAAAAUUACAUUUACACUUGAAUAUGUACAUAAAUAGAAAAACUAAUU